AUGGCUCCCAAGGUCGCUAUCGUUAUCUACACCAUGUACGGCCAUAUCGCCAAGCUGGCCGAGGCUGUCAAGGCAGGUGUCUUGAGCGCCGGAGGGGACGCCACCAUCUACCAAGUUCCUGAAACGCUCUCUGCAGAGAUCCUUACCGCGUUGCAUGCACCAGCGAAGCCCGACUACCCUAUCAUUACCCCUAAUAUCCUCGCUUCAUACGAUGCAUUCAUCUUUGGUAUCCCUACACGUUUCGGAAACUUCCCUGGCCAGUGGAAGGCGUUCUGGGACUCCACCGGCGGCCUUUGGGCCAAAGGUGCGCUCUCUGGCAAGUACGCCGGUCUGUUCGUCUCUACCGCUGGUUUGGGAGGAGGACAGGAAGCCACCGCCAUCGCUUCGUUGUCCACCCUGGCCCACCACGGCAUAAUUUACGUCCCUCUGGGAUAUGCCAGCACCUUUGCUCAGUUGACCGAUCUCUCGGAGGUUCACGGUGGAUCUCCUUGGGGUGCAGGAACGGUCGCUGCAGGCGACGGCUCCCGCCAGCCCUCUGCCCUGGAGCUCGACGUUGCUACUAUUCAGGGCAAGACCUUCUACAGCACUGUUGCAAAGGCUUUCCCUUGA
Molecule: messenger RNA, 609 nt
Organism: Guyanagaster necrorhizus
Lineage: Eukaryota; Fungi; Basidiomycota; Agaricomycetes; Agaricales; Physalacriaceae
Product: NADH-quinone oxidoreductase
Exons: 5
Coding region: 1-609 (202 amino acids)
Cellular component (GO): membrane
Molecular function (GO): FMN binding; NAD(P)H dehydrogenase (quinone) activity
Source: RefSeq, a predicted model, not a curated record